Messenger RNA from Spinacia oleracea (spinach), 2872 nucleotides. RefSeq lists its product as uncharacterized. Gene Ontology annotation, molecular function: RNA binding. The transcript is spliced from 12 exons. The record is from RefSeq and is a predicted model, not a curated record. The coding region runs from base 116 to 2560 and encodes 814 amino acids. NCBI's taxonomy places the organism in Eukaryota, Viridiplantae, Streptophyta, Magnoliopsida, Caryophyllales, Amaranthaceae.
CCAUAACUGGCUUGGUGGUCUAGUAUUCCAGUUUGAGUUCCUCGUGGUAAUAUCCCUAUUUCCAGAGAUUUCCAACGACGGCACCUCUCUUCUUCGGUAAACCCCAAACAAACGGAUGCCUCCGAAGAGGCGCUCCACCGCCCGGAAACUAGUCCCGCCGCCAACAAAACCCUCCAGUGUGACCGAACCUGCCGGAGAAGCUCCUCUUGGCAGCGUCGUUUUAGGCUCCUCUUCGGAAUCCCUAAUCGCCGGAAAUCCGGAGCUUAAGAGAGAGAAAACUCCGCCACUUUCUCAAGCACAACAGCCGGAAACAGCCGUAAAACCUCAGGACGUCGUCGUUUCUGCUUCUGAGGAGCCUGUUAACGGAAAGGAUAAGGUUGUUAGUGAUAAUAAUCAGAGUAAUUCUAAUGAUGGUGUUGGUAAUGAGAAGGCGAAGAAGGUGGUGAAGAAAAAAGUUAAAGUUGUGAAGAAGGUGAUUAAGAGGGUUCCUAAAAAGGUUGUAAAACCUGAAAUUGAUUCUAAAAGUGAUCAACUUGAUCAGGUUGAUGGUAAUGUCCAUUCGAUUUCGAACCUUGAUUCGACGGUUUCGGGUGGCGUUGAAGAAGAGAAUUUGAAGCCUGCUAGUGCUCAAUUGAAGGCGGAGAAUCAUGAUUCCAUGUCAGGUGGUGUUACUUCCUCGAUUUCUGCUGGUGUUGUUGACGACAAGGAAUUGAAGCCUGCUAGUGCUAGUAUUAGUGAUUUGUUGAAGGCAGAAAUUCAUGAUUUGAUUUUGAACCGUAAUUCGACAGUUUCAGCUGGUGUUGAAGAUGAGGAAUCGAAGUCUGCUAGUAAUAAUGUUCAAUUGAAGGCGGAAAAUCAUGAUUUAGUAUGCAAGGAAGGGGAAGAGGAGAGCAAGGUGGAGGUUGAUAAGAAGGAUGAUGUAGAACAAGUUCAAGCUGAGAAUGCAGAAAUGAAAGAAAGGGAAUUGAUGGAAGUUGAUAAUGUUCCCAACAAUGUGGGCGGCGGGGAGGAGAGGGGUGGAGAAUGUGGAAAGGAAGGUGAGGGUUUGGGUGUUGGCGAGGGCGGGAAGGAAGAGGGGAUGGAAGGGGAGGAGGCGGCAGAUGGACGAGGACAGGAGGCGGGAGAGGGGAAGUUGUUUAGAGGGGAAUUGGAGGCUAUGGAGCGAAGGAAGAGGCGAAAGAAGGAGAUUUUUAUUGGCAGGUUGGAUAAGGAUAUCAAGGAGGAAGAUAUUAAGAAGGUUUUUGCAGAAGUUGGUAAGAUUGUGGACUUGAGGUUGAUUUUGAAUAGUAAGACUGGAAAGAAAUUUGCUUUUCUAAGGUAUGAAUCGGCAGAAGAGGCGAAAAGAGCACUAGAAAAGUUUGCCAAAGUUGAGAUUUGUGGCAAGGAGUGUGGUGCAACCCCUGUUGAGGGUAAUGAUACCAUUUUUCUUGGUAACAUCGACAAGAAAUGGAAGCAUGAGGAUAUUGUCAGAUUGUUAAACAAGAUUGGAAUUGGAAAAAUAGAUAAUGUCACAGUUAUGACUGAUCCAAAUAACAGCAAAUGCAAUCGUGGGUUUGCAUUUGUUGAAUUUGUAACCAUCAAUGAUGCUCAGCUUGCUUAUACAAAACUUCAAGAGAGAGAUGCUUUCGGAACCGGUCAGAAAGUGAACGUUGCUUGGGCUGAACCUUUGAAGGAGCUUGAUGAAGAAGAAAUGCUAAAGGUACAAACAGUGUUUGCAGAGUUCCUACCUUCAUCUUGGGAUGAAGGGAAACUGAGAGAUACUUUUAAGAAGUUUGGGGAGAUAGAUGAUAUUGUUCUUUCUCGGAAUUUACAAACAUCCAAGAGAAAGGACUUUGCGUUUAUUAGCUUUAAAACUCGGGAAGCUGCUGUCAAAUGCAUCGAAUCAUUUAGUCAUGCGAUAAGCGAUGAAGAUGGAACCAAGGUAAAUGUGAAAGUCUCCCUUGCUAAACCAAAGCCAAAGAGGAAAAACGUACCAGCUGCAAAACCUUUUGCCAUGAACGGUCCCCAAGCUAAGCCAAAAGCCAGUCACAGUAAAGUUAGGCCAAGUGAGCCAAGAAACUGGACACAGCCAAGUGUACCUCGUUACGGUAUGCAAAUUCCUGAGAAGUCUUCUACAAGCUGGACACAACCAAGUGUACCUCGUUAUGGUAUUCGAAUUCCGGAGAAGUCUUCUACAAACGUGGAAUUAGUACAUUUAUUGAGGGAGCAAGCUUCAUGGAGGUCGCAACAUGCGAGCCUAAGCAACAGUCCCAUGGAUAUUCGCUACUCUAACCCCUUAUCUGGAAGAAAACGUCAAUUUUCUGUCUUGGAAACUGAUCCACUGUAUGGAGACUCAAACAGAUACCCAGAUUACCCACAAUAUCGAUUGGAUGCUCCUUAUUCUGUUGCGAGCUCUAGUCACAAUAUCACUCCUCCUAGUGGUCUUUCAAACCCCAUAGCUUAUCAGCAGCAGCAUAGUGCGUACCCUUCUGGAUCACUUUAUGGAGCCAGAAAUUAUGCAAGCAAUGCUGAGAUCAGAGAUAAAGCGCAUGAAAGUAGUUUCCCUUAUCGGCGAUAUUGAGAGAUGGAGGACUGAUGAAGAGAAACACAAUUUUCCAGUGACGCAACAAGCUGGUAUGGAGUGGUACCAGAAAUGGCGAGCCACCAGUUGGUAUCAUUCUCAAGCGGUAACUUUAUUUAGUUUUUUCCUUGUGAUGUAAUUUCUCCAAACUAGGCUGUUAGAAACUUAGAGCUUGCCUUAGUUGAACAUCCACAGUUUUUUCAUAGUACACUGAUAUGAAACAAUUCAUCCUAGCUUGUCCUUAAGAUGUUAAAUUCACAUGUCUCAAACUUUCAUCCAAGAUAUUUUGAUGGUGUAAUUAUAAUUCAAGCA